AUGACAAACCAACCUGCGACUAACGGUAAGGCUAACAGCGACUAUAGUCUACAGUUGAACCGUUGGCUUCUGAAACCGAUCGGUGCAUGGCCCUCGUCUUCCUCCACCACGAGGCUCGAAAAGAUCUUUUCGUUCGUUCUAAACAUCACCUGCUACAGCUCCUUAGUACUCGCCACGAUUCCCAGCCUGCUACGGAUGCUCCUGGAAGACGAGAGCGUUUACUUGAAAGUGAAGUCACUGGGUCCUGUGAGUCAUUGGAUAGUCAGCAGCAUUAAUUACACGGCCCUGUUGCUGCACAGUAAAAACAUACGACGGUGCGUGGAACACAUGGAGGAUGACUGGCGAACAGUGGCGAAGGAUGAGGAUCAACAGACGAUGAUGAGGAACGCGAAGUUUGGCCGCUACGUGGCGGUUUCGUGCGCCAUUUUCAUGCAGGGUGGCGUUCUCGGAUUUUUCUUCGUGACAGCGUUAAACACGGUGGAGGUCCGAGUUGGAAACGAGACGAGGAUGUUGCACGCGUUGCCCUGUACAGUGUACAAGAAACUGGUAAACGUCGACGAAACUCCAACGAACGAGAUCAUGCUCCUGGUGCAAUUUUGGGCGUCUGUUAUUGCCAACUCUAGUACAGCCAGCAUUUUCAGCCUGGCAGCUGUUCUAGCUGCUCACGCUUGCGGUCAGUUGAACGUGGUUAUGGCAUGGAUCACAGAGUUCGUCAACGAAUCCAGGAAGACAGGUGGUUUUAAAGGGCUCGGAGUUAUCGUGGAACGACACUUGAGAACACUGAAUCUUAUUGGCCAUAUCGAGAAUGUGAUGAAUAAAAUAUACUUUUUGGAGAUGUUCAGAUGUACCAUGAACAUAUGCAACCUUAGCUACUACAUUCUUUCGGAAUGGUCCGAUCAGGAUAUUCAAAAUCUCGCUACCUACAUUAUGAUAUACAUUUCAAUCUGUUUCAACAUAUUCGUGAUAUGUUACAUAGGUGAAAUAUUGACAGAACAGUGCAGGAAAAUUGGUGAAGUAGUUUACAUGACUGACUGGUAUUACUUACCGAGCAAAAUAAUCCUCGACUUGAGUUUGAUCAUCGCGCGAUCAAAUGUGCUCGUCCGUAUCACUGCUGGAAAAUUUGUUGACAUGUCCGUGCACACGUUCGGUGAUGUGGUAAAAACUGGUUUCGCAUAUUUGAAUCUGUUACGACAAAUGACAUGAUUAAAUGUCGCUUUUG
Molecule: messenger RNA, 1219 nt
Organism: Frieseomelitta varia
Lineage: Eukaryota; Metazoa; Arthropoda; Insecta; Hymenoptera; Apidae
Product: odorant receptor 82a-like
Exons: 5
Coding region: 1-1203 (400 amino acids)
Biological process (GO): sensory perception of smell; detection of chemical stimulus involved in sensory perception of smell
Cellular component (GO): plasma membrane
Molecular function (GO): olfactory receptor activity; odorant binding
Source: RefSeq, a predicted model, not a curated record